AUGGAGAGGCAUCUUCAUGGAGUUUUGUUUGUGUUUGUUAUCACAUUUGCUCUUAUAAAUUUUGUUCAAGCACAGGAUCAAGAAGGAUUCAUCACUUUGGAUUGCGGAUUGUUACCUGAUGGGUCUCCAUACGUGGAUCCAUCAACCAGAUUAACGUUCACCUCGGAUGCUAGUUUCAUCGAGAGUGGAAAGAACGGUCGAGUCCACAAGGAUUCUGAGCGAAACUUCGAAAAGGCGUUUGUAACGCUGAGAUACUUUCCAGAUGGAGAACGGAAUUGUUACAACAUCAAGGUCACGCAGGGAACAAAUUUUCUGAUUAGAGCUUCCUUCUUUUAUGGAAAUUACGAUGGUCUUAAUAUUAUCCCAAACUUUGAUCUGUUUCUUGGCCCUAAUAAGUGGACAACCGUAAAUUUGAAUGCUACCGGAGGUGGUAAGUACGUGGAGAUUAUUCACAAGUCCAGGUUAAGCUCUUUGCAUAUCUGUCUUGUUAAGACUGGAACAACUACGCCGAUGAUAUCGACCUUGGAGCUACGGCCACUGAGAAGUGAUAUUUACAUUAGUGGCAUUGAAAGCUCCUUGCAGUUCUUAUCCAGAAGUUAUCUUAACGGUUCAGGCCGCAUUUUACGGUACCCUGAUGAUGUCUAUGACCGUAGGUGGUUCCCGUUGGUAGAUAAGGAGUGGACUCUAGUAAGUACAACUCUCAAUGUAAACACUUCUAAUGGUUAUGAUCCGCCGCAAGGUGCAAUGGCAUCGGCUGCAACCUAUGUAAAUGAUAAUGGGACAUGGAAUAUUCCUUGGAGCAUGGAGGAUUCUACAACACAGUUUCACAUUUAUCUCCACUUUGCAGAGAUUCAAACUUUGUUAGCCAACGAGACCAGGGAAUUCAAUGUUUUGCUGAAUGGAGAAGUUUUUUUUGGACCUUAUAGUCCUAAAUUCUUAAGAAUAGAUUCUCUGCUCACCAAACCCGAAUCGACAUUGAGAUGCAAAGGAGGGAAUUGCCUCUUGCAGUUGGUGAAAACAACAAAGUCAACUCUUCCUCCUCUCAUCAAUGCUAUUGAAAUUUUUACUGUUGUUGAAUUUCCUCAAUCAGAAACAAACCAAGAUGAAGUUGUUGCUAUCAAGAAGAUCCAAAUUGCUUAUGGAUUGAGUAGAAUUAGUUGGCAAGGAGAUCCAUGUGUCCCCAAACAGUUCUUGUGGGCUGGUCUAAACUGCAACAACACUGAUAGUUCCACCCCACCAACAAUCACUUCCUUAAAUUUGUCUUCAAGUGGAUUGACCAAUGGCAUCGUGCCUGCCAUUCAGAAUCUAACCAAUCUACAAGAAUUGGACUUGACAAAUAAUGACUUGACCGGUGUUGUGCCUGAGUUUCUAGCUGACAUGAAAUCGCUCUUGAUCAUAAACUUAAGUGGAAACAAUCUUAGUGGCCAACUUCCUGAAAAGCUUCUACAGAAGAAAGGACUGAAGUUGAAUGUUGAAGGCAACCCUAGGCUAAUUUGCACAGAAGGGUCAUGUGUAAAUAAACCUGGAGAAGGUGGUCAUCCCAAAAAGAGUAUAACUGUACCGGUUGUCGCAUCAGUUGCUUCAUUGGUUGUUAUUGCAACUGCAUUGAUUCUGUUUUUUGUUCUCAAACGGAAAAAAUCAUCAAAGACUAAUGUAUUAGUAUACGUAUCAAACUACAAAAUCAUAUUGAUCAUUUGUGUUGCAGAAGAAGGUAGAGUCCCAACAUCAUCCGAGCCGCCAAGAAUAACGAAAAAGAAGAGGUUUACUUACGCAGAGGUUACUGAAAUGACAAACAACUUUGAACGGCUUAUUGGGAAAGGAGGGUUUGGUAUGGUUUAUCAUGGAUAUGUAAAUGGUACAGAACCAGUUGCUGUUAAAGUAGUCUCUCAGGCUUCAAUUCAUGGGCACAAGCAAUUCAAGGCAGAGGUUGAUCUUCUUCUUAGAGUCCAUCACAAGAAUUUGGUAAACCUAGUUGGAUACUGCGAAAAAGGGAAGGACUUGGCUCUCGUGUAUGAAUACAUGGCCAAUGGCGAUUUGAAAGAGCUUUUGUCAGGGAAGCACGACUCUUCUGUUUUAAGGUGGGAAAAAAGACUAAAAAUAGCACUCGAGGCCGCACAAGGGUUGGAGUAUUUGCAUAAAGGAUGCAAACCACCAAUUGUUCACAGAGAUGUAAAGCCAGCAAAUAUAUUGUUGGACCAACACUUGCAAGCCAAACUUGCUGAUUUUGGGCUUUCGAGAUCAUUCUCUAACGAUGGAGAAAGUCACGUCUCCACAGUUGUUGCAGGAACUCUUGGUUACCUUGAUCCAGAAUAUUACAGAACAAAUUGGUUGACAGAAAAGAGCGAUGUGUAUAGCUUUGGGGUCGUUUUAUUGGAGAUUAUAACAAAUCGGCCAGUGAUUGACCAGAGUCGUGAAAGACCAUACAUAGCAGAAUGGGUGGGAUUAAUGGUUACCAAAGGAGAUAUUAGAAACAUAACAGAUCCAAGUCUUAAGGGUGAUUACCACUCUGAUUCUGCUUGGAAAUUUGUUGAGCUAGCAAUGACUUGUGUCAAUGCUUCUUCAACUAGUAGACCAACCAUGUCACAAGUUGUUAUUGAACUAAUCGAGUGUUUAACAUUUGAAAACUCGAGGGGAGGAACGAGUCGAGAUAUGGACUCCAAUGGAUCUCGAGAAGUGACCAUGACAUUUGGUACUGAAGUGAACCCCACGGCACGCUAG
This is a messenger RNA of Eutrema salsugineum, 2718 nucleotides long. RefSeq names its product probable LRR receptor-like serine/threonine-protein kinase At1g51820. The transcript has 13 exons. Gene Ontology annotation, biological process: protein phosphorylation. The record is from RefSeq and is a predicted model, not a curated record. Bases 1 to 2718 code for a protein of 905 amino acids. Gene Ontology annotation, molecular function: protein binding; ATP binding; protein kinase activity. Lineage: Eukaryota; Viridiplantae; Streptophyta; Magnoliopsida; Brassicales; Brassicaceae.